Messenger RNA from Petromyzon marinus (sea lamprey), 6291 nucleotides. Its product is annotated as sodium/hydrogen exchanger 9B2-like. Gene Ontology annotation, biological process: proton transmembrane transport. Gene Ontology annotation, molecular function: antiporter activity. NCBI's taxonomy places the organism in Eukaryota, Metazoa, Chordata, Hyperoartia, Petromyzontiformes, Petromyzontidae. Gene Ontology annotation, cellular component: membrane. The record is from RefSeq and is a predicted model, not a curated record.
GGCGGAGGAGGCGGCGGAGGCGGCGGAGGCGGCGGAGGCGGCGGCGGCGCGGCACGGGCGCCGUGGAAGCUGAGAGCAAGGGACGCCGCCCGGUGCCCUCCGCACGGAUGCCUUGCCCGCCUCGCCACCACGGUGCUGGCCGUGCUGCUGGUGUGGGCUGUGCCGCUCUCCGUGCUGGGAGCGGACGUCUUGCCCGGGGGCAACGUCUUCGGCCUGCUGCUGCUCCUCCUCAGCUCCAUGCUGGCCGGAGCCUUGCUCGCCCACGUCCGGCUGCCCGGCGUUCCGCCCAUCCCUCCGCUCCUCGGGAUGCUGCUGAUGGGCUUCGCACUGAAGAACGUGCCGGGCCAGCUGGUGGACGGCAUCGCUCAGGAGUGGUCGUCGGCGCUGAGGAGGGCGGCGCUCACCGUGAUCCUGAUGCGUGCCGGCCUGGGACUCGAUCCACAGUCUCUGAGGAGGCUCAAGGGCGUGUGUGUGCGCCUCUCCGUGCUGCCCUGCCUGGUGGAGGCUGUCUCCGUCGGGGUGACCGCCCACUUCCUCCUCCACCUGCCCUGGGUGUGGGGGUUCAUGCUGGGCUGCGUGCUGGGCGCAGUGUCCCCGGCCGUGGUGGUGCCCUCCAUGCUGGCUCUGCAGGAGCGAGGGCUGGGCACGGAGCAGGGCAUCCCCACGCUGCUACUCGCCGCUGGCAGUGUGGACGACGUUCUCGCCAUCACGGGCUUCAACGCCUGCCUCUCCAGCGCCUUCUCCACAGGCUCGUUGCUCUUCACGGUGCUGCGCGGGCCGCUGGAAAUCGUGAUGGGGGUCUUCUCGGGCCUGGCUCUGGGGCUCGUCCUCCGGUUCUUCCCGAGCCCCGACCAGGCGCACGUGGUGGCUUGGAGGACGACCCUGCUGUUGGCCACGGGGGUCCUGGCCAUAUUUGGUAGCGAGGCCCUGGGCUUCCCGGGGGCCGGCGGCCUCUGCUGCCUCAUGGUGCCCUUCGUGGCCGCUCGGGGAUGGGGAGACACCAGCGAGGCUGUGGCGGAGGCAGUGAAGGCCGUGUGGAUCGGAGUGUUCCAGCCUCUGCUCUUCUCCCUGAUCGGCGCCGAGGUCUCCCUCUCCGUGCUGGAUCCCCGCACCACAGGGCUAUGUGUGGUGGUGCUGCUGGUGGGGCUGCUGAUGCGCCUCCUCGUCACGUUCGGGGCCGUCGGCUGCGCCGGCCUCAGCGCCCGGGAGAAGCUCUUCGUGGCGCUCGCGUGGCUGCCCAAGGCCACCGUGCAGGCUGCGAUAGGCUCGGUGGCGCUGGACGUGGCGCGUCUCCGUGGCGACGCCGGCGCGCAGGCGUGGGGGCUGCAGAUCCUCACGGCCGCUUUCCUCUCCAUCCUGCUGACGGCUCCGCUCGGCUCGCUGCUCAUCGGCCUCACCGGCCCGCGUCUCCUCCAGCUGCCGCGCCAGUUGCUGGCGCCGCCCACCCCCCCUCCACCACCACCACCACCUCCUCCUCCUCCUCAUCAUCAUCCGGCCGAUGCCGGCGCGGAGGUGGACGGUCAGACUCUCGGUUUGAGUCCAGACAAAGCGGAGAUGGAGUCCACGUUUGAGGAGCAGCAGACACUGAUGUAACAUGGCUACCUGCUUAGGGUUCACUCACUGACAUCAGAACACCCGCCAGUGGCAGCUGUCUGCCGGUAGAGGCGGGAUACUCGCUCGCUGUGUAUGACAGCAAGUGAGGGAUUUCAGGGGUGAUUUUUAGUUGUCAAACAAAUGCAGGCGAAAACCCGGACCGGCAACGGUGGCGAUGAGCUCGAAGACUUGUGGCUUCGCCCUGCGUGACGACGGUGACGGUGGCGAACCACACGGAGGAGGAGGAGGAUAAGCGGGGCUGUGGCUGCGCGCCAGUUUGCUCCGCCUGCUGUUUGAUGUUCGUACGCGCGGAGCACUAAAGAGACGAGCAGCUACGGUUACCGCUUGGGUCGCAAGGUGCACCUAGCCUGGCGCAAGCCCUUGAGUGUUUUUUUUUUUCGACUGCGGAACGCGAGCCGUGCCCGAAGGCGUCGCGCGCAAGCAGACGAGAGCCGAGAACCGCGUAUUGUGCUGUCGCCGUUUGGCUCCGACUCGGCUCGGCAAACAGGUCCCAGUGGAAAAGAGAAAGGGAAGAACAAACAAAAAGCCUCACCUGAAACGUGCUGGCACCGUGCUGGCACCGUGCUGGCACCGUGCUGGCACUGGUGGCACCGUGCUGGCACCAUGCUGGCACUGGUGGCACCGUGCUGACAUUGCUGGCACCGUGCUGGCACCGUGCUGGCACUGGUGGCACCGUGCUGGCACCGUGCUGGUACCGUGCUGGCACCGUGCUGGCACUGUGCUGGCACGGUGCUGGCACUGGUGGCACCGUGCUGGCACUGUGCUGGCACUGUGCUGACACUGGUGGCACCGUGCUGGUACCGUGCUGGCACCGUGCUGGCACUGUGCUGGCACGGUGCUGGCACUGGUGGCACUGGUGGCACCGUGCUGGUACCGUGCUGGCACUGUGCUGGCACUGUGCUGACACUGGUGGCACCGUGCUGGCACCGUGCUGGCACCGUGCUGGCACUGGUGGCACCGUGCUGGCACCGUGCUGGCACCGUGCUGGCACCGUGCUGGCACCGUGCUGGCACUGGUGGCACCGUGCUGGCACCGUGCUGGCACCGUGCUGGCACCGUGCUGGCACUGGUGGCACCGUGCUGGCACCGUGCUGGCACUGGUGGCACCGUGCUGGCACUGGUGGCACUGCUGGCACCGUGCUGGCACCGUGCUGGCACUGGUGACACCGUACUUGCACCGUGCUGGCACCGUGCUGGCACCGUGCUGGCACUGGUGGCACCGUGCUGGCACCGUGCUGGCACCGUGCUGGCACUGGUGGCACCGUGCUGGUACCGUGCUGGCACCGUGCUGGCACUGUGCUGACACUGGUGGCACCGUGCUGGCACCGUGCUGGCACCGUGCUAGCACCGUACUGGCACCGUGCUGGCACCGUGCUGGCACUGGUGGCACCGUGCUGGCACCGUGCUGGCACCGUGCUGGCACCGUGCUGGCACCGUGCUGGCACUGGUGGCACUGGUGGCCCCGUGCUAUCACCGUGCUGGCACCGUGCUGGCACUGGUGGCACUGGUGGCACCGUGCUAGCACCGUGCUGGCACCGUGCUGGCACCGUGCUGGCACCGUGAUGGCACCGUGCUGGCACUGCGCUGGCUCGGCGUGGAUGGCCCCUUUGUAGAAAUGAGGAAUGGGUUUGGCGGACGGCCACUGCUGCUGCUGAUGUUGCAGCGUGUGUAAGCUACGAGUGCACGUGCGAGCGUCGUGUUUGAUGUGUGUUUGACACGUGUUCAGGUGUGUAAGCUACGAGUGUGCGCGUACGAGCGUCUUGUUUGACACGUGUUCGCGUGUGUAAGCUACGAGCGUGUGCGUACGAGCGUCGUUCGUGAGCGACGAUCGACCAUUUCUUGAAUCUCUCAUUGCACUGGAACCGGGCGUGGGGGGGGGAGGUAAUUUUUCGUGUUUACGGUCAGCUCCCUAAGACUGGGGAGACGCCAGAGCGGUGAACUCUGAACCACCCUGCUGGGCCAUCGCGAGAUUUCAUGCGGGAUGGAGCUCGUUGCUCCCGUGGUGAUUACUCGGUCCCAACGAGCGAUCUGUCGCUGCUCCCGAGCGAGCUUCGAGGCAUCGGUGCUCAUCGCCUCUCUGCAGCCCCUUGCAAAGCCCGUGGUUGGAAUUCCACAUUCACGUGGCCAGGGUGGAGAAUCUAUCCGCAAGGGGCAACUGCUCUUUUAUCGACCCUGGAGGGAGGGAUGAUGAUGAUGAUGGUGAUGAUGGGCCGAGUCGAUCCCCGCACGCAUUGCGCGCAAAGUGCUUGCCACAAGUGAACCACAGAUGCCUCGCUGGUCACCUCAAAGACCAUAAGCCAUCAUUAGGCGAACUCCGCUCAUCCUCGCAGCAGCGCCUUUCGCUGGCCGUCAAACAAAAGGCGGUGGUCGCCGCAUCGCUUGGCACUUCUGGACACGCUGCUGCGGCCACCUGGAUAGCUCUCUUGUCGGACGCCACUGGAGCUGCGCACUUUUAAAAUCAGCCAGAUUGACAAACACAGCGUCCUCCAUACCAUCAUCACCACCACCACCCAGAGGCUGUGGCAAUGUCAGCCCUGCUCGAGGGGAUGAUGGCACGGCACAGGUCAAGUGUCACGUUGAUUGUGUGACCGGGCGAGGACUCUUACCCCUUUCCCGUCCCGAUGACGACGUACGUGUACGUCGUCAAAAGGGAACCGGUAGGGAAACUUAAAGUAGCCUUUCCGGUAGCCGAGGCUCCCACAAGGCCAUGCGACAGGGCGCGUGGCACAGUUUGGCGCCGGCCAUCGUGGAGUGCGGUCGCGUCGCUACGGUUCUCCGUGGCGAGUAACGAUGUCUUCAGAAACAACGGCUCUGCUACGCCUCCCCAGAGAAAAUGAACGCCCGAGCCGCCUGCCGCGUUGCGGAGUUGAGCGGUGAACGGGACGACCGCAGCCUGCAACUUGCAGGCGUCCCCGGACCGGGAGAAGGUUUUGAAGAGACCAGGGUUGGAGUCUCGUUCGCAGGAGUGACCUGGUGGGGGGGGGGGGAGCUGGGGGGGUUACCACCAUCAUGCAAGCAAAAGCAUGCAAUUAAGUAGGGCGAUGAAGCAAAUAUAUGAAGGCCAUUGAUGAAGGCAUAUGUUCAAACACACGCGUGAUGAAGGCAUGCAGGCAGUGGUACACUGCUCUCAGCCGUGUCUAGACCACCAACACCGAUUGGCCAACGAUGUACUUUUAAACAUGUUUUUUUUUUAAAAACACAUGUUACAACAAGUGACAUUUUUUUUACGCUCCAGCUCUGUUAGAGCACGCGUGCGUUAGAACACUGCCCGUGUGGGUGUUAGAGCACGCGUGUGUUAGAACACUGCCCGUGUUGGUGUUGGAGCCCACGUGUGUUAGAACACUGCCCGUGUGGGUGUUAGAGCACGCGUGUGUUAGAACACUGCCCGUGUUGGUGUUGGAGCCCACGUGUGUUAGAACACUGCCCGUGUGGGUGUUAGAGCACGCGUGUGUUAGAACACUGCCCGUGUGGGUGUUAGAGCACGCGUGUGUUAGAACACUGCCCGUGUUGGUGUUAGAGCACGCGUGUGUUAGAACACUGCCGUGUGGGUGUUGAAGCACGCGUGUGUUAGAACACUGCCCGUGUGGGUGUUAGAGCACGCGUGUGUUAGAACACUGCCCGUGUGGGUGUUAGAGCACGCGUGUGUUAGAACACUGCCCGUGUGGGUGUUAGAGCACGCGUGUGUUAGAACACUGCCCGUGUGGGUGUUAGAGCCCACGUGUGUUAGAACACUACCGUGUGGGUGUUAGAGCACGCGUGUGUUAGAACACUACCGUGUGGGUGUUGAAGCACGCGUGUGUUAGAACACUGCCCGUGUGGGUGUUAGAGCCCACGUGUGUUAGAACACUACCGUGUGGGUGUUAGAGCACGCGUGCGUUAGAACACUGCCCGUGUGGGUGUUAGAGCACGCGUGUGUUAGAAAACUGCCAGUGUGGGUGUUAGAGCACGCGUGUGUUAGAACACUGCCGUGUGGGUGUUAGAGCACACGUGUGUUAGAACACUGCCCGUGUUGGUGUUAGAGCCCGCGUGUGUUAGAACACUGCCCGUGUGGGUGUUAGAGCACGCGUGUGUUAGAACACUGCCGUGUGGGUGUUGGAGCACGCGUGUGUUAGAACACUGCCCGUGUGGGUGUUGAAGCACGCGUGUGUUAGAACACUGCCGUGUGGGUGUUAGAGCACGCGUGUGUUAGAACACUGCCAGUGUGGGUGUUAGAGCACGCGUGUGUUAGAACACUGCCCGUGUGGGUGUUAGAGCACGCGUGUGUUAGAAAACUGCCAGUGUGGGUGUUAGAGCACGCGUGUGUUAGAACACUGCCGUGUGGGUGUUAGAGCACACGUGUGUUAGAACACUGCCGUGUGGGUGUUGGAGCACGCGUGUGUUAGAACACUGCCCGUGUGGGUGUUAGAGCACGCGUGUGUUAGAACACUGCCCGUGUGGGUGUUGAAGCACGCGUGUGUUAGAACACUGCCGUGUGGGUGUUAGAGCCCGCGUGUGUUAGAACACUGCCGUGUGGGUGUUAGAGCCCGCGUGUGUUAGAACACUGCCCGUGUGGGUGUUAGAGCACGCGUGUGUUAGAACACUGCCAGUGUGGGUGUUAGAGCACGCGUGUGUUAGAACACUGCCGUGUGGGUGUUGGAGCACGCGUGUGUUAGAACACUGCCGUGUGGAUGUUAGAGCA